Molecule: messenger RNA, 804 nt
Organism: Ogataea parapolymorpha DL-1
Lineage: Eukaryota; Fungi; Ascomycota; Pichiomycetes; Pichiales; Pichiaceae
Product: 2,5-diamino-6-ribosylamino-4(3H)-pyrimidinone 5'-phosphate reductase
Exons: 1
Coding region: 1-804 (267 amino acids)
Biological process (GO): riboflavin biosynthetic process
Molecular function (GO): 5-amino-6-(5-phosphoribosylamino)uracil reductase activity
Source: RefSeq, a predicted model, not a curated record
AUGGCGCCAUUACCUCCACUGACAGAAUCUCUUAUUCCUUUUUUAGAUCCAUACCUGCCACGAAAAGUUCCGAUAACAUUACUAAAUAAAGCCGAAACUGAUGAAAAUCCUCCGUUUAUUACUUUAACAUUUGCACAAUCCAUCGAUUCAAGGAUCAGUAGCUCUCCUGGCGUCAGAACUUCGAUUUCGCAUCUAGAAACUAAAACUAUGACCCAUUAUCUACGAUCGAAGCACGACGCCAUACUCGUUGGAAUCGGUACUUUCCUGGCUGAUGAUCCAAGUCUGAAUUGCCGUUUCAAGAUAAAUGAUGACGACCCGAAUCAUUUGAUAAGACCUGUCAUUAUUGACCCCACAUUCAAACUGGGCCCUUUUUAUGAAAAUUCUAAACUCAGACAAGCUUACUUGGAGAAAAAAGGUCUUCCGCCAAUUGUUUUAGUGAAAUUGUCCACAAUAAAAUCAAACCCCGAAAUCGAGAGCUUUUGCAAUCACCAUGAUAUUGUGCUACUUCCAUUGGAGAGUGAGCCAGCAUCCAGAUUUCAAUGGAUGGUAGUUUUCAGAGAAUUGAAGAAGCGAUCCAUCAGGUCAGUCAUGGUUGAAGGAGGCGCAUCGGUAAUUAACAGUUUGCUAUUAUCCAGAGAUUCGAGUAGUGGGAAGCCUCUGAUUAAUUCAUUAAUAAUAACCAUCGGUCCAGUUUUCUUGGGCAAAUCAGGAGUUGAAGUGUCCCCUUGUAAAGAACUCCGCCUUAUAGACGUAUCUUGGUGGACCGGGGUGCAGGAUUCUGUGAUAUGUAGUCACCUGAACUGA